Scaptodrosophila lebanonensis is the source of this 1341-nucleotide messenger RNA. RefSeq lists its product as uncharacterized. Gene Ontology annotation, molecular function: protein binding. The coding region runs from base 9 to 1133 and encodes 374 amino acids. The transcript has a single exon. The record is from RefSeq and is a predicted model, not a curated record. NCBI's taxonomy places the organism in Eukaryota, Metazoa, Arthropoda, Insecta, Diptera, Drosophilidae.
CCUGCGUAAUGGAUAUAGUCAAUGCUGAAAUUUCUGAUAUACGCGGCAAUUGUGAACAGCAAAUAGGAAAUACAAAAAUCAUUAUUUGUAGCGCCUCUCUUGUGCGCAUCGACAUAUAUCCUGAUAAGCCGAACCGCCAGAUGACAGUUUGCUUACGUUUUCCCGAAAACUAUCCUGGAUCCCCAAUUCUAGUAGAACUUAAGAGCCGCAUCUACUCGGACAAGCUGCUGUCGGAGCUGACACGCCUCAUAGAUGACUAUGUACGCGAUUAUCUUGGUAAGCCGCAAGCGAUGUUGGUACUUCGAUUCGCCCAACAAUAUCUGCACGACAAUCCGUUGUGUGUUUGCCUCGACGAGAUAAAACAGCUGCGCCAGGAUCUAAAGACCCGUGUCGCUUGUCUGGAUUUGGCCGAGACAAACAAAAGCGAUUCGGAUAGUCAACUAAAACUGCGACAGCGGAACAGCAGCGUUGAAUUGACGGCGCGUGGUGGUCGUUAUGAGUACCGGGUUACUGCCACCGUGCCUGACACGUAUCCGGUGCAGUGCGUGGAGCUCACCUCACCGGAAUCAAAUUUACCAGCUGUACUUGUUCGCUAUCUGAAUGGACAAUCGCGAGAGAUUGCGAGGCAGUGUGUUGAGCCACCGUUGCGGCUCAGCAAGGAGGAAUUGGCUAAUUUUCGACCAGUACGCAGUCUUUAUCGCACACUUAAAUUUUGCCUGGAGGCCACACGUGAUUUUUACCGCGAAUUGUGUCCCAUUUGCGAGAACACAGUCUUGCCUGUCAAUCCGGAUGAUGUGGUACUCAAUGACAAUAGUGAUACGUAUGUGGAGCGCGUCUACUGCGGUCAUCUAUUCCAUCAGGGUUGUUUGAAGCGUUACAUGGCCGAACCGCCAUUUCCCAAAGGUGGUAAAUUGUGUCCCGCCAAGCGUCGCCAUCCGCGCUCCGAUGCUCAGACCUAUAUGGGCAAAUCCAGCAAUGCAGCAAGCACCUCAAAGCAAUUGGAUAAUGUGGUCUGUGGCAUAAAGCUUGCACAUGAUCGUUGGGUAGUGAACGUCAGGACAGCUGAGGCACGUUGGGCUCAGAAACAGGCACGACAACGUGAGCUAGAGGAGGUUGUGGAAUUUCUACAGUAAAAUCCAUCUUUGUACUUUACAUAUGAAUGUGAUUUUUAAUUGAUUCGAAUACGCUUCUAAUGCUAAGGGUGAAGUAAAGGGUUUAAUAAAUAUAUAAAUGAGGGCACAUACAGGUCUUGUGCGUUAUGGUCCUGUGACUAGCUAGGAUUUGUAGAAGGUAAAAACGUAAAAAAAUUGCUUUGGAAGACCUCAGAAAUCAGUCACUAUU